UAAAACAUGCGGCAAAGAUCUUUACUUCUAAUAUCUUCAAUCGGAUACAGGAGCAGUAUUUGAAAACUGAAUCCUAUCUAAUGGAGACGCUCUCAAAUACUAGGGAUGAUGUCAUGAUUGGCUAUCGCAUAUAUAUGAUAGAGGAUGGUGAGCAUAGUGAUGAGCGUGUCGUUCUCGUUGAUAUUUCUACGAGGACAUUGGCAUGUGAAUGUAGGAUGUUCAGAACUUUCGGAGUGUUAUGCCGCCACAUGAUUAAGGUGAUGCGGCUUCUUGGAGAUUUUGGGAAAGCCAGUAUGAGAAGUAUUCCAGAUCAUUACAUACUCAAGCGAUGGACAUUGGAGGCGAGAAAUAAAGAGGUUGUUGAUGUCGAUGGUUCUGUUGCUCCUUCAGCUGCCAGUGAGAAUGAUGCGGGAAAAGGUAUAGAAAUGCGGUUCCGAGAAACCACUGCAAUGUUGAAUCAGCUAGCAACGAACAUGUCGAUGGCCGAUGAGAAGGACUACAAUAAGUGGAUGGGAGUACUCAAGAAACUGUGCAAUGAGGCAAACAAGGCAUUGUCAAAUACUAUAACUAGCGAGGACAGACGGAAUGUACCGGUAACUGGGCUGACUUUUAAGGAGAAGAGUAAUCCAAGGAGCUAAGGUAAGGAAUUUUAUCAGUCUACGAAUGAAAAGGAACGCCGUCAAAAGAAACAUGUGUAUAAGAAGAGAAUGAAAUCAGUUGAAGUGG
Molecule: messenger RNA, 726 nt
Organism: Linum trigynum
Lineage: Eukaryota; Viridiplantae; Streptophyta; Magnoliopsida; Malpighiales; Linaceae
Source: the annotation of a GenBank genome assembly